AUGAAAAUUAAGUUGAAAUAUUACAAUGAUUGGGGAGAAGAAUAAAUUUGUAUUAUUAAAGUGCCUUCUAAAGGAACAGUAAAUGAUUUAUAAUCUGAAAUAUAGAAGGUAACAUAAAUUGAGGUAUUUAAUCAAAAAUUGUAUUUAUUGACAAAUUCUUAAAUGAUAGAAAUUUAAAAAAAUUAGUAUUUAAGUUCAAUACAGUUUAACCCGGAAUCUAUAGUAUUUGUGAAAAAUAUAGAUGAUUAAUUUAGCAUAAAUUCUUCUUUUAAUUCUUAAAAAUAAUAACUAAAGUCAUAAAAUACUAAUAAUCUUGCUACAGAUCUCUAUAAUUCAAUACAUGAUUCUUUUCGUAAUUCUUUUAAAAAUAAUUAAUUUAAUUCUAAUACAAAAAUAAACUUGUAAAAUGACAUAGAAAAAUUUUAUGAAUAUAUUCAGACAAACAAUUUUCAAAAAGCAAAAAACUUAUUAGUUAAUUGUUAAAAGAACAAAAACUUAAUUUUAAAUGACUUAUCAGUAUUUGGUUGGUCAUCUUUACAUGUUUCUAUAGUAACUGGAUAUGAGAAAAUUAUUUUAUGGUUAUUAAGUGAGGGAGCUGAUGUAAAUUUAGAGACGAAAGAUGGAUGGACAAAUCUUUCAUUAGCAGUUUGUUUAAAACUGAAAAAAAGUAAAACUAAUAAUAUAAUUUAUAGUUGUAUUAUUUUUAAUUGGAUAGUAAGAUAUAGAUAUAAAUAAAGCAAGUAAACAUGGAACUGCAUUACAUUUAGCUUCUUAAAUGGAUGAAGUUGACAUAGUAAUGUCUUUAUUAUAACAUCCAAAGAUUGAUGUAAAGUAGUUAAUCAUUUAUAAAUUUAGUGUUUAAGACAAAUAAAAUAGAAGACCAAUUGAAAUUGCAGGUACUCAAGUUAGAUAAUUAUUAAAAUAUGAAAAUGAAUUGAAAUUAAAUACAGUUUAUAGGAAUUCUUUUAUAAAAUCAAUGAAUGGAAUAAAUAUUGAGGAUUUAUAGAAAGAUGUAAAAUGAUUUUGUAUAAAAGAGACUUUUAUUAUUAAUAAACCAAAUAGACCUCCAAUUAUUACUGGUAAAGUAUUGAAAGUUAAUUAUUUUAAAUUGAUAAUGUAUCAAAGAUUUAUGAUAGCUGAUCCUGAUUCAGGUACAUUAGUUAGAUUUAAAACUGAAAAAGAUAUUCCAAAUAAUCCAAAGUAUUAAACUUUAAGAUAUUUUUAGUGAAGUUAUUGCUUUAGAUUAAAUAAGUGAUAUCAAAGUAUCAAAAGAUGAAUGGUUUUAAGAAGAUGAUUUUUAUUAUUUAGAAAUUAAAUAUUCAACUAAUCAUAUAUUUCUAGCAUUUAAAGAAAAAAAUGCAGCUAGAAGAUGGUAUGAAGGUUUGAAAAAUUGUGUUGGAUAUACUAGAUAUAUUAAUUAAAAUUUCUUAUAAAGAAGUUCAAUAGAUGAAAUUAAAAGAGCUUAGAGAGCUUAUAGUUUGAUGUUAUAAAAGCCAAAUUAAAUUAUGAAUAUCUUAGAUUCACCUGCAAUUGAAUAAAAAUAAUAUAUAUAAUAGUAAUAGAAAUAAAAGAAAGAAAAAUUUUAAUAAUCAUUAGCAAGUGUCAGUGAAGCAGAAUUUGAGACAGAUUUAGUUGAAGAAAAAAGUGGUUUAAAAAAAUAAUAUUCUAUUUGUUUAUCAAGUUUUGAAAAUUUUGAAUUGAUUGGAAAAGGAAGUUUUGGAAAAGUUUAUAAGGCUAAAUUUAAAAACUUAUAUUUUGCUUUAAAAUAAUAAGAUAAAAAUAUGCUUAUAAAGUAGGAUUACUUAAAUUAUACACUUUUAGAACUUCAAAUUCUUAAAAGUAUUAGACAUCCUUUCAUUGUUCGAUUAUAUUUUGCAUUUUAAGUUUUUAUAUAUUUUAUACUAGACUUAAAAAUAUUUGUAUUUUGCUACUGAGCUUUGUUCUGCAGGAGAUUUAGCAAGAUAUAUGACAAGAGGAAAAAUAUUAGAUGAAUAUACUUCAAAAUUCAUUGUUGCUUAAAUAAUAUUAGCUGUUGAAUAUCUUCAUUCGAAAUCUAUACUAUAUAGAGAUCUAAAACCAGAAAAUAUUUUAAUAGAUUCAGAUGGAUAUAUAAAACUUACAGAUUUUGGCUUAUGUAAACAAGGUCAAAUUGGUUAAGAAAUGAUUGCUAAAAGUUUCUGUGGAUCUCCUGCCUAUUUACCACCUGAAUUGAUUGAAGGUAUUGGAUCAUCUAAAGCUACUGAUAUUUACUAAAUAGGAACUAUUUUAUUUGAAAUGCUUACAGGAUAUCCACCGUAUUAUAGCACAAAUAUUAAAACUUUAAUUGAAAAUAUCAAAUAUUGUAAAUAAAUAAUUUUGAAAUUAUAGAACAAUUAUAAAUUCCUAAAGGAAUUAGUCCUAUAGCAACAGACCUUUUGAGAUUAUUAUUGAUUAAAUCUCCUAAAGAUAGAUUGGCAUAAGCUGAUUUUCAUAAAAUCAAGAAACAUUUAUUUUUUGCUGAAAUAGAUUGGAUAAGACUGUAAGCUAAGUAAUAUAAGCCUCCAGUUCUAACUAUUCGCAAUAAUUUUAAUAAUAUUAGAAAUGGGUAUAAAUUUAUGGAUUAUAAAAAUGUAUUUAAUUUAUAUUAUUUUAGGAACUUUGUGACAUAGAUUAUAAAGAUGGAUAGGAAAAGUCUAAUUUCAUUUAGAAUUGGGACAUUUCAUUCAUUUGA
Paramecium sonneborni is the source of this 2710-nucleotide messenger RNA. The record is from the annotation of a GenBank genome assembly. NCBI's taxonomy places the organism in Eukaryota, Ciliophora, Oligohymenophorea, Peniculida, Parameciidae.